This is a messenger RNA of Mesoplodon densirostris (Blainville's beaked whale), 2830 nucleotides long. RefSeq names its product BCL-6 corepressor-like. Bases 2368 to 2649 code for a protein of 93 amino acids. Gene Ontology annotation, cellular component: nucleus. Gene Ontology annotation, molecular function: transcription corepressor activity. Gene Ontology annotation, biological process: negative regulation of transcription by RNA polymerase II. Lineage: Eukaryota; Metazoa; Chordata; Mammalia; Artiodactyla; Ziphiidae. The record is from RefSeq and is a predicted model, not a curated record. The transcript has 4 exons.
UUCAUCCUGACACUGGGUGUUAUUUAUCUGUGCGGCGUUAAUAUUGAAAACCCCACCAGUCAAGACCUGGAAGGGCGGGGAGAGGCUUUGACAGCACCCCAUGGUCCCAGGUGUCUCUAAACUGCAUUCCCCUCUCAUGCUAAGUCCAGGCCGCCCUUUCUAAAGAAAAGCCCUUUCAAGGGAAGGGGGCUGCUGGCCCUUUUUGAGGGGAGGGGAGAGGGUUCAGUAGGAUGAUUGUGGCAGGGGCCUUUCUGUUUCCUCAGUCAGGUGCUCAGAGGUCCUUGUCCCAAGGUGUGACAACUGAAGGAGACAUGUAAGAGGCAGCUUGUGUAAGUUUUGAAGACUGGAGCACCAGAAGAAGAUUGGGGCUUCGAGGGCACACACGCUUCGUCCCUCAUCCUUUUCUUAAGGGUUUGAUGGAGUGACCCUUUGGCUUCUGGUAUAAUGUCCAAAUUUCAUCAUGACACCCAGCCAGGGGGUGGCAUGGUGUGGUCCUCCCGCUGCAGCCACGGCCAGGACACUUGCACCGAGGAAUGUUGUUCCUCCACCUUUUAGAUGAGGCUUCCCUGGACAUCUUCCUUUUGGUCUUCCUUUUGUAGAAGGGGCUGCAGGGGUUAGGGAGGGGACACUUUGUUGAACGUGCCUUCUGGUCGGCCCUGCACUAGUGGUGGCCUGCCCCCAACUUGAUUUGUAUGUUCGAAACACGGAAGAACAGCCCGUGAGCCCCCCACAGAACCUUCCUUGAUGCCCAAGUCCAUCUGAGUCCACCUUUUCGGGGCACUGUGGCCAGCCACUGGAAAUGCCCCAGUCUGUCUAAAGAAAGGGACGCUUCCAAAAGAAGUAGCUUCUCUAGAAUCCCACCAGGCCAGACACAACUGGGAGAUCCCUGCCUCUCCUCCAGCUUCAUCGUUGAGCUCUAACUAUGCGCCGUGUGUCUGCGGCGUGGGACUCUUGAUGAACAGACGGUGUUCUCCUCUGUAUAGGGGCCGAUGGGGGAUGCUGGUGGACAAAAGCCUGUGUUAGGACAAAGAAAUGCAGAGGGAUAGCCUGGCUGGCUUUGGGAUUCAGGUCUCCCAGGUGCUCGCCGACCCCACCCCUAGUCACUCUCGGAAAAAGAGUCCCCAGUCCUUGGUGGCUCCCACCCAACAGACCUGGCAGUCAGCUCCGUGUGCUAAAGUGUAAAAGCAAGCAUUUGCGUAUUUUUUCCUGCUAACAAAGGAAAUGUGUCGACUUGGGGAACAUUUGGGCUUUCGGAAGCUGUGUGGGUGGGUGUGUGAGGGAGGAGAAAGAAAAGUUGCCCCCAUGAGCUGCAACACCAGUGAUUUCACACUCAGGUUUGGGUCCUGUGUAAAGAGGCCGUGGCUGGGGGGGGGCCUCCCCCGCCACCCCGCCCCGGACAAGGGAGUCUGUGAGCAGGGGAAUUGCCUAGGGCCAUCGGUCCCAGGCGUUAAAGGCUCCCCUACUUAUUAACCCAGCAUUUAACAGCAGGAUAUGGAGCUGAAGCGCAGUCAAAAGAAACGGCUCAACCUCCAAAGAGCAAUUAAAAUCCUGCACGAGGAUAAAUCACGCACCGUGAUAAUCCUGUGAAUAAAAUGCAGCUUGUCCUGACCCUUCACUCAUGCAGCAAACUAGAAUGUGGUGUGGGUGGGGCUGGUGGGCCGGGAAGUUAAGGAGGGGGCGGGGCUCUCCCCCGUGCCUCAGCAGCCUCCCCCCUCCUCCCGGUAGACGGAAAACGGGUGGCUUCUGCUUGCUCCCCGUGGGCCGGAAUCUUGCAGCCCCAGCCCCAGCCCCAGCCCCAGCCCGGCAGCCUGGGCUGCUAUGAUUUCUGCACUCGCUCCUGAUUGCUGGUCCCCAGCGAGCAGGCGUCAUUGAAUUACUCAGCCGCCUCCCUCUGCAGCUCCCAGGCCAAACCACCCAGGUUUGGGGCUUAAUCUAAUCUAGGGCUCGGGUGGGGUGGCUCGCCAGCCCACUGACUCUUUUUACCCCUCCAUCUGUAAGUCACACGCACCGCAGCCGUGGAAGUGAGUCGUAGUUUGGGCCGCCACACCGGACUGUUGUGCCUUUUAUCCCACACCCCACCCCUGUCCCCAAUCCUUUCAGCCACAAGAAGAGUCAAUGUGGGGCUCCCUGGAAUCUAGCACCGUCCACUUUCGAUCCAAGUGUGUUCUCCAAAAGGCUGGGAAAGGGGAAGGGAGAAGGGAGAAGGGCAGGUUAAGGGUGUCAUGUGCUGUACCUUGAAUGGUGUGGCCUGUGGCUCUUGAACUCUCUGCAUCCCCAGCGCCUCCUGCCAGGGAAGUUCCACCUCCCUCCUUGAACCUCUGGCUCAGACUAGACGCUUGAAGAAAAGCUGCCAUCCAAGAAGACGACAUGCUUUCAGCACCCGCCCCCCCGUAUGGGAAUGUUCACAGCUGGAUGAACAGCGAGAGGGUCCGCAUGUGUGGGAUCAGCGACGACAGGAAAAUUCCUGUAAACGAAGGUGACACUUCAAAGGCCGGACUGGAACUAAGGGAAGAAAACCCCUGGAAUCACAACGUGGUGGACGCGACCACGGCCCAUCGGAUCGAUGGCCUGGCAGCGCUGAGCAUGGACCGCACGCACCGGCCUGAUCCGGGAAGGGCUGCGUGUCCCCGGAAACAUCGUCUAUUCUAGCUCGUGUGGACUGGGCUCAGAGAAAGGGCGGAAGGCUGCCACAAUCAUAGGUGGUCUGGGGUUUUCUUCCGAAAGAAACCCAGAGAUGCAGUUCAAACCGAAUACACCCGAGAUGGUGGAGGCCUCCGCUGUCUCCGGAAAGCCCCCAAAUGGCUUCAGUGCUAUAUACAAAACGCCACCC